AUGGCGACAGCCGCGCAGAAGCGCGUCAACCUCGCCGUUUCGCGAGUCAUUCCACCGGUGCUGCUGGGCGCGGUCGUGUACGCGAGCUAUGCAAUUACAAAGCCCCUUUGCAUCGACUACCUGAUCCAUCCCAAACCCUCCUAUAACCGAACCCCCCGAGUCGGCGCCGGUGCCGCGAUCCUCGUGCUCUACUAUCUCCUCUUAAUCCCCAUGCUCCUUACCUAUACACGGCUUCUGUAUCAUGUGGUCUGGAAACCGGGGUAUCUCCCGCUCGGCGCGGAACGCGUGCAGGAGGAGGCCUCCAAGCCAUCAUCCAAACGACAUCGGAGAAAGCGCAGUGUGAAGAAAGCCGAUGAUGCAGAGAAGGAGGCGAGACGGCAAUCAGACCCGGAGCAGGGAUUAGAUCAGAAUGCUGGAGGGAAGGCUUUUCGAUUGGACCCGGACGGGCUGGAAAGCUUUUAUACCAAAGAUGUCUUCGUCUGUCAGGAAGACGGUCGACCACCGUAUUGCUCCUCGUGCUGCCAAUUCAAGACAGAUCGUGCGCACCACUGUCGGGAAGUUGAUCGCUGCGUACGCAAGAUGGAUCAUUUUUGUCCUUGGGUGGGUGGCGUGGUGUCGGAGACAUCGCUGAAAUUCUUCAUCCAGUUUGUCGUGUAUACCUCAUUCUUCUGCAUUCUUACUUUUGUCGUGUCUGUCUACUUCACAGCCGAGCUGCGACGCAAUACCGGAAGCGUCAAUCCACAUUGGUGCGUCUGCAUUGGACUGAGUGGAUUCUUUGGACUGUUCACCUGCGGCAUGACGCUCAGUUCUCUACAACUUGCAUCUUUGAAUCUCACCACGAUUGAGAACAUCAACCGCGGAUCUGUCAUUUGGACGCUCGCCGUCCGCGUCCCAGAACAUCUCCUCGAACGACUAUGGGUCUCCGAGUCCCCCUGGGCACCUCCAUUCCGCAUGGUCUCCUUCCCCCCACAGCCCCCUUCAUCUUCAUCUUCACCCCCAUCAUCCCAAACGCAAACCCGCGCCCAGCCCCUAGAAGUGCCAACCCCAGACCGCCACGUCUUCGCCAUCCUCCAAACCCUGCCCGGCGAAAACCCCUUCGAUCUGGGCAGCGCGUGGAAGAACCUGCGCCAAGUCAUGGGCAACAGCGCGGCAGACUGGCUGCUCCCACUGAAACACAGCCCCUGCGCCGACCACUCCAGCUUGGAAAGCGCCUUUGCCAUGGGGCCUGUGGUGACGCGCCUGAAGCAGGAGGCCGGGCUAGCAGCGGCUCCGCCACCGCCCGUUGAAGACGGGGCUCUGGCUCUGCGGUCUUCGACUUCCUAG
Messenger RNA from Penicillium lagena, 1323 nucleotides. RefSeq names its product DHHC family palmitoyltransferase. Gene Ontology annotation, biological process: peptidyl-L-cysteine S-palmitoylation; protein targeting to membrane. Bases 1 to 1323 code for a protein of 440 amino acids. NCBI's taxonomy places the organism in Eukaryota, Fungi, Ascomycota, Eurotiomycetes, Eurotiales, Aspergillaceae. The record is from RefSeq and is a predicted model, not a curated record. The transcript is spliced from 5 exons. Gene Ontology annotation, cellular component: Golgi apparatus; endoplasmic reticulum. Gene Ontology annotation, molecular function: protein-cysteine S-palmitoyltransferase activity.